Molecule: messenger RNA, 960 nt
Organism: Mytilinidion resinicola
Lineage: Eukaryota; Fungi; Ascomycota; Dothideomycetes; Mytilinidiales; Mytilinidiaceae
Product: NAD(P)-binding protein
Exons: 3
Coding region: 1-960 (319 amino acids)
Molecular function (GO): oxidoreductase activity
Source: RefSeq, a predicted model, not a curated record
AUGUCUCGAGUUGAUGCCAUCCCAGUUUCCGCAAAAUUGAGCCCAGAGGAAGCUGCUGCUUCGGUGUCAGGCUCUUCGCUCAAAGACAGAUCUAUCUUGAUUACUGGUGGAGCCCGGGGACUUGGUGCUGCAAUCGGUUUGGCAUAUGCAGAGAAAGGUGCCUAUGUCACCCUCGCAGACAUCAACGAAACUCUCGGAAAGGAUUACGUUGCGACACUCAAAGCAAAAGGCUUACACGUGCAAUUUAUCACCACCGAUGUAACAUCAUGGUCGUCCCAAGUGGCCGCUUUCAAGGCCGCCAUUGCCUUCUCCCUAACAAAAAACACUCUCGAUAUUGUCGUUGCUUCCGCUGGCGUCUUCGGCGACCCAUUCCUCGCCGCCGACGAAGCUCCCGUGACCCUCGAGAACGAUCCCCCGGCUCCAAACCUCGUGGCCUUGCAAGUCAACAGCAUUGGUGCUUUCUACACCGCGAAACUAGCCCAGCUGUACCUGAAAAUGCCGAGCUCAGCGCCAAAAUCGGAACCCCCGAGUCUUAUUCUCAUCGCGUCUUUGGCUGCAUACUUUGACAUCCCGCUGAUGAGCAGCUAUACCUCUUCCAAAUACGCCGUCCGUGGGCUUUUCCGAAGCAUCCGACCCCUCUUUGCUGACCGUGGGAUCCGGGUCAAUCUGAUCGCGCCGUGGAUUAUGGAAACUCCGCUGGUGGUUGAGUGGUUGAAGCUGUUUGAUGCCGUCGGCGCGCCGCAGGGAGAUUCGCGCCAGGUCGUUACGGCGGCGCUGAGGUUUGCGGAUGAUAAAACCGUCAAUGGCCGCGCUUUUGCGAUUGGACCUAAGCGAAUUCUGGACCUUGGUGACGACAUCGAGGGAGGGGAUGGAGGAGCGGUUAUGCACGGCUUCUACGAGACAGAGUUGCCCGGCUGGGAUAAGAUGGCGGAUGGGCUGAAGGGACUUAUGGGAAUUUGA